AUGAGCGAAGGUCCUGAAAUGGGUUCUGGGCUCUGGGCUCUGGGUUCUGGGCUCUGGGCUCUGGGCUCUGGGCUCUGGGCUCUGGGUUCUGGGUUCUGGGCUCUGGGCUCUGGGGCUCUGGGCUCUGGGCUCUGGGCUCUGGGCUCUGGCGCUGUGAAGACGGUGUUGGAGGUUCCCCAGGGGAGUCGAGGUGUGAGGCUGAGUGCCAAGGGCCCAGAUCACAUUAUCAUCGAGGCUGUCCCUGUGCAGGGGAAGAGAGAGGAGCACAGCCUGCUGUCCACAGGGACCUUCCUGAUAGGGAACACCAGCCUGGACUACCAGCGAGGGUCGGACAGACAGACACUGAGGGCUCACGGACCGCUCAGAGCUGAUUACAUCAUCAAGGUCAAGUAUGGCGGGCCCAGGGACACUGUGAUCCAGUUCCUGUUCUACCAGCCAAUCAGAUACCAGUGGGUGGAGACAGACUUCUUCCCCUGCUCUGUGUCCUGUGGAGGAGGGUACCAGCUGAACUCUGCUGAGUGCACAGACAUCCGGACCAACCAGAGCACCUCAGAACAGCUGUGUCACAGCUACCCUGAGAACACCAAGCCCACGCCCAAACUGAAGGAGUGCAACAUGGAUCCCUGUCCGGAGAGUGAUGGAUUUAAAGAGGUGAUGCCCUAUGACCACUUCCAGCCACUACCUCGCUGGGAGCAGGGUCCGUGGACGGCGUGCUCGGUGUCGUGUGGCGAGGCGGGGGGCUGGGAGGACCGCAGCGUGGUGUGUGUUGAGGAGGACACACACGGACAGAUCGCGCAGGUGGAGGAGUGGAAGUGCACACACUCCCCCCGGCCAAUCACGCGCCAGUCCUGCAACACCUUCACCUGUCCGCAGUGGGUUGCCAUGGAGUGGUCUCAGUGCACAGUGACGUGUGGGCGCGGCCUGCGCUACAGGGUGGUGCUGUGUAUGGACCACCGUGGGCAGCACACCGGAGGCUGCAGCUCUUCUCUCAAACCCCUCAUCAAGGAGGACUGUCUGGUGCCCAUCGCAUGCCACAAACCCAAAGAAUCUGUUCCUGUGGAGGCAAAGCUGCCGUCCGUCAAACAAGCCCAGGAGCUGGAAGAGCAACGAGCUGCUACGGAGGAGCCUACGUUCAUCCCUGGGCCGUGGUCUCUCUGCAGCGCCACCUGUGGGCCGGGCAGGCAGACACGCCAGCUGAAGUGCAGGGUGCUGCUCUCCUUCACCCAGACAGAGGUGGACCUUCCAGAAGAGGAGUGUAAGGAGAACAAGCCCCAGAUGCAGAGAGCCUGUAACGGGGGGCCCUGCACUGGAGUCCCAGGCUUCGUUCCGGGCCUCCAGGAGUCUCCAGGGUUUUACCCACAAGGAGAAGAGGUUCACUACUGGGACCACAGGGGCUUCUCUGUGUGUUCAGCCUCCUGUGCUGCCGGCCAGCAGGUGGCGAUAGCGAGGUGUUUAAACCGGAGGAGAGUGGAGGAGGUGGAGGACUCCUUGUGCGACGCGUCCAGCAGACCUCCGGUCAGGAUUCGCAUCUGCAACACAGAGGCGUGCCCUCCGAGGUGGGAGGUGACGGCAUGGACGCUCUGCUCAGCGUCGUGCGGGGUGGGCAUCCAGACCAGGAGUGUGUACUGCAUGCAGACGCGCUCCCUGCAGCAGCAGGACGGAGUGAGCGUGUCGGAGGACCAGUGCAGGGAGUUUAAACCCCCCAUCCUGCAGCCCUGCAACCAGCUGGACUGCCCCCCCGCCUGGGAGACAGAGCCCUGGCAGGAGUGUUCACAGUCCUGUGGAGGGGGGGUGCAGGUGAGGAAGGUCUUCUGUAAGCAGCUGCUGUCGUCGGGGGCCUACAGGAGGCUGACGGACGGGGCCUGCCAGGGGACCAGACCCCCCCCCCACAGGGCCUGCGCCAGGACAGACUGUCUGCCCUACAUGGCCGGGGGGGAGUGGGCCAAGUGCUCCGUCUCCUGUGGACUGGGAGUUCAGCGUCGGGAGCCGGUGUGUCGCAGGCUGACGGCGUGGGGUCAGCAGGUGACCCUGUCCAGAGGGGUCUGCUCCGGCCUGGCCUCUCCCCCGCUCGUACGCACCUGCCGCAUGAUGACCUGCCCCAAGCACAAGAAAGACAUGAGGCACAAGGACACAGCGAAGGAACCAGCCAAGGAGCCGGUGAAGGAGACAAUCGAGGGGACAGGAAAGGAGCCCAACAAGGAGCCGGUGAAAGAGAACAUCAAGGAGACAGGAAAGGAGACAAGGAAAGAGCCAGUGAAGGAGCCUAGCGAGGAGCCAGUGAGGGAUGGCGGGCGCACGGCGCUGAAGCGCUGCCCUCUGAUCCUGGGAGUCCAGCACAUCUACAUCCAGACCCGCCAGGAGAAACGCCUCCACCUGACCAUCGGGGGGCGAGCCUACCUCCUCCCCAAGACCUCCCUGGUCAUCAAGUGUCCAGUCAGAAGGUUCCAGAAGACCUACAUCCGCUGGCAGAAGGACGGCCUUCCCCUUCCUAACUCCAAGCGCCUGGGGGUCACCAAGUCUGGCUCCCUGAAGAUCCACAGUCUGGAGGCUGGGGACAGCGGGGUCUACCUGUGCAUCGCCGGCCCCGCCUCCGACACCUUCACCCUCAAACUGAUUGGCAGUGACAGUAGGCUGAUGGACAGGCCCUCUUCGGAGAACGAAUCAAAUCCCAGCUCUGGCCCGGGCGGACUGGGGCAGGCUGCCCCCUCAGCUGAGCUGGACUGGCUGCCUCGCUGCCUGAACACACCCAGCCUCACAGGGCCCAGGGUGUCAGUGCUGCCCCCCAGUGCGGAGGAGGACCAGCAGGCAUGGCCCCUGGAGACCCUGAGGAACAUCAGCCUGCAGGCAGAGACAGGACAGAUCAGCCAGGACCAGGCCUCUCAGCUCAUCUACUCUCUGCUCACCCAGCCAUCCCCGCCCCAGAGCACCCCUGGACAGUGGACCAGGCAGGAGCUAGGACACCCUAAAGACAGACAGCCCAACGCGUCGGAACGCGUGUCGGAGAGACGCUCCAGAAGGCCCAUGAUCGUCAGACAGAAGCAGAACCCUCUGCUGACCGCCCAGAAGAACGUGAACAUCACGGUGGGCCGCACGGCCUUCCUGACCAACGGCACGCGCUCGCUGCUACUGCUGUGCCCAGCAGAGGGCGCCCCGCAGCCCCGAGUCACCUGGACCAAAGACGGAGCGCCGAUACAGAACUCUGACAGGGUAUCAUGGGAUAGCUCUGGAGGACUGCACAUCGCCCUACCUGGAGCAGCGGAUCGAGGGGUGUACAGGUGCACUGCCACCAACAGCCACGGCUCAGACUCAGAGACCACGCAGUUGCUACUGGCUGAGCAUCCAGCCAUCUCUGUGUCCUGGAGGAACGUGUCUGACCAGGGGAGGGCCAUGAGAGCCGUGGUGGGGAGCCACAUCAGCGUGCGGCCCGGGGCCAACCUCACCCUGGACUGCCCCGUCACAGGUGUGCCCCUGCCCUCAGUGAGCUGGCAGAGGAGAGAGAGACCGCUGGGCGCCGGCUCUGUCCUGCUGCCGUCGGGCUCGCUGUGGCUGAGGAACGUCAGCCUCCAGAGCCAAGGCACCUACUCCUGCACUGCAGCCAACCCACUAGGAACAUCCACUGCAUCCAGCACAGUACUGGUCCAAGCUCCAGGCAGGCCCGACCCCCCUCUCUCCAGGGAGCUGAGCAGGAGGAGGGUCCUCAUGGCCUCUCACCAGGGAACCAGCGUCACCGUCAGACCUGGGGACGUCCUCCGCAUAGGGUGUCCAGUGGUCCCAGACCACAGAAAGCCUGUCCUCUGGGACUACCAGAACCAGACCCUGAGGGAGGCUGUGGGCCAGGGACAGGGUCUGGGCCAGGGACAGGGUCUGGGUCAGGGACAGGGUCUGGGCCAGGGCCGGGGUCUGCGCCAUGGUCAGGGUCUGCAGUACCGGAUGCUGGUUGGAGGACGGGUCCUGGAAGUCAACACUCUCCUUGGAACAUUCUCAGGACGCUACAAAUGCCAGACGUCAGUCAGCGACCACAGACAGACCCUGUCUGCCUGGAUACACGUCCACGCCGAAGAGUUCAGCUGGCGUGUAGGAGACUGGGCCCCCUGUAGCGCCUCCUGUGGAGGCCGAGGGAAGCGCAAGAGGAGGCUCCGCUGCCUGUCUCCUGGAGGGCAGGAGGUCAUGACCUCCAUGUGCCAGCACCUGCCCACCCCCGUCACCCCCCCGCUGGUCUGCAACCGCCAGGACUGCCCCCCCAGCUGGGUGGCGUCUGUGUGGUCGCCCUGCUCCGCCUCCUGUGGGCGUGGCUGGCAGCAGAGGCAGGCGUCGUGCCAGCAGGUGGAGGCGGGCGGAGGGGUCAGGACUCUGGCGCCCUCUGUCUGCGGGAGGAACACACGCCCAGCAGACAGACAGGAGUGUAGCGCCGACAGCUGUCCGGCCUGGGUCACCAGUCCCUGGGGAAAGUGCUCUGGGAGGUGCAUAGGCCCCAUCCUGACAGUGCAGAAGCGGGCGGUGGUCUGUAAACACUCCAACGGUUCAUCUCACCAAGACUGCGAUCUCAAACACAGGCCGCAGGAGGUCCGUAACUGCUCGUCAGAGCUGUGUGACGUGCAGUGGCGCGUGGGCCCGUGGCGAGCAUGCACGGUGGCAUGCGGCAGUGGGUUCCAGUCUCGGAGGGUGGACUGUGGCCAGAGGAGGAGUGGCAGGACCCUGGCAGACCAUCACUGCUCCUGGCACAGACGCCCUGCCACCUGGCAGAACUGCAACACCACCACUUGUGGGAGUGAAUGCCAGGACACAACACAUUACUGCACUGUGGUGAAGAGACUGAAGCUGUGCCCCAUUCAGAUGUACAAGCAGAGGUGCUGCGAAUCCUGCUCAGAGGAAGCAAGUGCCACCUAGUGGCCAGUUGAUGUAACAUCAACCCUUAGGACAGAUGGACCACGCUGUGCAGCUGGCAGGAAGGACAGAGACUAAGAUGGCUGGAGUUCAUCUCCAUCAAGACUGCUACAAACAGUCCCCCCCCCCCCCAAACAUUGCUGGGAUUCGUUAAACUCAUCACUCCCUCCAUGAAAAUCAAUUUCUGUGAACUUCAGAGACUAAAUUAGGAAAUUCAGUUUUUUCCUCCCCUAGUUGAAACUUCUGUGACUAGUUGGAGACAUAUAUGAAUUAAAACCUAAAUGGCCAACCAUGUCCUGAACUACCAUCCCAUAUUACAAGGAGUUCAUACCAUGUUUAACUCUUUGUCAAUAAUCAUAAUGCGCCCAGUGACACUCCUGAUAAGGAGAACAGACUUGUGUACUAUAGAAUGUGAAUCUCCUGACGUCAUGGUAACAGAUUGUAAUGGUGGAUAUCCUGUGUUUUAUAAUUUAAUUUAUAUAUUAUAAAUAUUAUUAUACAUGUAGAUAUUUGAUGUGGAGGUGAGAUAUCCUAUCCUCUGUGACUAUUCUCAAGUGUGAGGGUGGAGGGAUACUGGGUUGUCGUAGAACAUCACUACUGUACCAUAUAACAGCUUAUGCUCUACAGUCCCUGGAGUGACUAUGCAGUAGUCAUGACAACCUACUGUACAUGAAGGCACAGUAGAGAAAACAAGACAGGUGUUUGUAAAACCCAAUAUUUCAUUAUUUGCCAUAAAUACAGUACUAAAACCGACAUAUACAAUCGUUCGUGGUUUUAAAAAUCCCCAGUAGUAGCAUUGUAGAUCAUGUCAAAGAUUUCUGUACUGUGAGGAAAGAUUGUCUACAGUUUCAUUGUUGUUUGGAUAAAACUGGUUCAGCCAUGAAAAGCAUAAUAUGGAUUAAGUACUUUGACACAGUGACAUUUGUUUUUUGUUUAAGCAAUCAGUCUAUGUUUUACUUGUGUUUGGUUGGUUAUACUCAUGUGCUGCAUUGUAAAGUCAUGUAUAUAGUGUGUUCAAGUGCAAUAUUGUACAUUGUGUGUAUGUAGAUUUUGUGGGACUUUAUUUUCUUACCUUUUUGUUUAGUUAGUGAUAGUUAUGUCUUUAUUCUCAUAUAAACAUAUUUUAAUGUUAGCGUAUAAACCCUCAAUCAAGCAGCUGCUUAGCUGUUGGCAGGUUUACACCUUUGUCUCUCUGGUUUAAUUUGCAUGAAUUUAGGUGCUGUUUCAGUCAGAUGUUGUGUAGAUACAUGAUAAAAUGCAGUCAUUAUCCUACAGUUGCUACUAAUUUGAAACUCACACUCGGAAGCAUUACUUGGUUAAAGGAAUGUAUUUUGAAGACACAUUUAAGUGCUCUAAAACAUUACAAAUAAAGACAGAUUGAUCAUU
Messenger RNA from Hypomesus transpacificus, 6270 nucleotides. It is a transcript of the gene adamtsl3, whose product is annotated as ADAMTS-like 3. Gene Ontology annotation, biological process: extracellular matrix organization. The transcript is spliced from 27 exons. Gene Ontology annotation, cellular component: extracellular matrix. The record is from RefSeq and is a predicted model, not a curated record. Lineage: Eukaryota; Metazoa; Chordata; Actinopteri; Osmeriformes; Osmeridae. Bases 1 to 4887 code for a protein of 1628 amino acids. Gene Ontology annotation, molecular function: metalloendopeptidase activity.